AUGGAGGAAAUAGUGAUUGUGUUUACAAUCGCCUACGCGCUUGUUUCACUGUGUUUUGUGGCGCCUCCAAGAGAGUUUGUCAGUGCCGGUUUAACCGUGCAGAAUAUCCUAUCUGGAUAUUUAGGGAGUGAAGAUAUGGAUUUUGUUGGCUAUCAUUUGAAAAGAACUACUUCCACUGUGUUACUUCACUCACUGCUUCCACUUGGUAAACAUGAGCACUACGCUAAGAUAGUUAGAUGCUUUUAUUUUUAUCUUUUCUACAAUUAUAUUUAAUAUUCAAAUCCCGUCUCCCCUCUACUGGAGGUACAGUUGAAUUUUAACUUGCAGGAAUUUUUUGGUGCCGACAUAUUUCUUCCCUAAUUCGAGACAGGGUGAAUCAUCAAACGUUAGUACAGCUGUUACCGUCCCUUCGGCAGAAAAUUAAUGGGAGGAAUUUUAGAAUACCUGAUGACUUAUCCGAACGCUUUAAAGAACGACGCACAACACAAUGUUCAGGUUUUGUUUUUAAUCGAGAUGCAAAUAAAUGGCCGGGUAAUCUGAGCUGUCAGUCACACAGGCUGGAGAAAAACAUAAAAAUGAAAACCAAGUAAAACUCUUUUGUCAAAGGGAUUUUUUAUAAUGAGAAAUCUUUUUGAAACUUAUUUUGCACUCCAGAAGAAUAUGGGUGAAUCACCAUAUUAAUGUUUUUAUUUAUUUAUUUUUUUUUUUCAUACACUCAGGUUACUAUAUUUGUUUGGGACUGGUUUCACCUAGACUUCGGUUGUUUGACCCAGCAAGAGCAGGAUUAUCUGCUAAUAUUUGUCUGUUAGCAUGUUUGAGUAUUGCUCUUGGUGGUGCUGUUUGUGCUAGAUAUUGGUCUUGGAAUAAAUGGUAAGUUCAUGAACAAGGUGUAUGUUAACAUGACUUUGUAUGUAUAGUAAUCAUCAAUACACAAUACCAAGUUGUGUGAAAGCAGUUAGAGAAAACCCAGUGCUAGUUUAUAUCAGUCUGUCUUUGAACUACUUGGUCCUGACUGCUGUCAGGCUUCAGUUGUUAAAAAUAUGGACAACACUGUGGACAAAUCUUUGAAAGAUGGAGCUACACAAUUAACUUUCCUAUUACCUAAAGUUGGAACACACUAGGUGACAAGUGACAACAACACGUUGCAGUGACAAGUCAUGUAGUAUAUACGGGAUAAUUUUUGCAACAAUAUUUGUUUCUGUGAUAUAAUUUAUUGUCUCAGUUAGUGAAAUCAGAAAAUCAUGAAAUCAGAUUGAAUUCAUUCAAAUUGUUGCAACAACAAAAUUCUAUUGCAGAAACAAAGAUUACAAAAAGGCUCCAGUACACACAAAGUAUUAGUGGCUGCAGCCUGUCCAGAACUUGUCACCCAACCUGUACACAAGGAGUGAUUUGUUGCCAGGACAUUUUGCAGUGACAUGUUGCUGAGUGUUUUCUGACCUUUAAUGAAUCUGCUGGAAACAACAGUACUAGUCUUGAAAAAAUUCUGGCAGAUUGCAAAUGAUUGGGCUGAUUCUUUAAAACUGUUUAUUUACUAAAACUGACUAAACUUCAAUGUUAAUCUCAGAAAACUCAAUAUUAUUGUCUGUCAACAGUUGAGACAUGUAUUACAUGUAGCUAUAAAUCUAAAGGGCAUUUAUCUGCAUCAGUCGACCUAAACAAUCAUUACAAACAAGUUCAAGAGACUACAUUAUUGUGUAAAAGAAAUAGAAAAUUAUUACCAUUCAGCUAGCCUACAUUACAAGUGCCGGUUAUUAUAUUUUUACAGGCUGCAUGAGGGGCAAAUGUGAAAAUAGGGAAGAGGAGGCGCCUGCAGUGAAGGCCGUAGUUUUCCAUUUUCUUUGUUUGCUGAUGGUGCAUAAAAUGCCAUUGGCUAAGAUCGCCCCUAGGGGGUUAGUCCCGGGGGGUUAGUCUGUCACCCACCUAAAUGCAUAAUUGCCAGUCAAUCGAAAUUCAAGUCUUGUAAAGAGGCCCUGCCGGGAAGGUGUGGGGGGGCUCAUGUCGCCCGCCUGAAUCUUAAAACGUCUCGUGUCGGUGUUUAUAGAUGUUUGUCGCUUAUUUUCAGCUUUGCCGUCACUGUUGCAAUUUGGCCGAGGGAGGUUGUCUCUUGUCGUGAUUUCAUUUUACGCACUGUCGCUACUUUUUGGGCCAUGUGGCUUGUCAGAAUUUACCCUGGCAGGGCCUCUGUAAACACCCCCGUCACAAGCAGCAUGACAAUGGCUGAAAAACUGUUUAAAUCAUGCUUGGAAGAAAUAUUUAAAAAAGCUCAGCUGGAGAUGAUUUUCGAUUUCAGUUUUCAUUUUUGAAAAGCAUUGUGCCAUCUUUUUUGGUAAAGAUCUCUUGGCAGUAUUACCAGCUGGGUUCCAAGAAAGUUUAAUUUUCCAUUUUAUUCAUAUAUUUGGGGUUCAAAGACUGGAGCCAUCUCUGCAAGCUUUGUCAUUGUUUCCCUGUUGCAAAGCAGCGGAGGUAACUUCUACGGAAUUGUCAGCAUGUUAAUGAGAGAAAAACUGGACUGUUAAAAAGAAAUAUAGCAAGGAAAGUAUAACAUCACAUAUGUGUCAGCUGAAGCAGCAAUGUACAAAGGAUUUAUGACUGAAAUUGCUAACACUGCCCAACACAAAUAUAGCAGUGUCUUAACGUUCGCGUUUGUGACUGUGGACAGCAGUAGCAGUAGAUGAGGAAUAUUUCAGUGGCCAGUUAUUCUGAAGUUUAGUGUCAUUUACUUUAUGCAGGUAUAACCAAAAUACACAAGUUUAUAUUUUCGUUUGGGUUUGUCGUCGGUUUCAUGUCGUUAGAUGAUCACCUUUCAAUCAAUUUUUUGUCAGUUUAAGCAGCACUGUCCAUGGUCUCGGCAGCAGGCACCUCUUCUCCUUUUCUCCCUUUGUGCAUCCUCUACUUUUGUUCCUUUGCCCUAAAAAACCAGUGCCUGCUAUGCAGGCUACCAUUCAGCUAAAAUAUAUUUCUGUAUUUAAAAAUCAAUUUCUCACAUUGUUUUCAUAAGAAAUAUAUACAGAACAGAUGCAGAAGAUUUACAUUGAUAUUAGGGGCUAGUGAUAGAUCUGCACUUUAUAAAUCCUUAAAAAGAGGUGCUACAUAAUUUUCUUUUGUUUUUGUCCAGGUCCCACCAUCCUUUUGCAAAACUGUUACUUAAGCAUGGAAGCCCUUGGAGAGCUGUAGCAUCAAGUGUUAACAUAGAAUUCCGUCGCAUCACAAAGUUUUCUACAAUAAUUGGAGGCACCAGCCUUUACAUCACAGAUUCAUGGAUAAUUAGUUGCUCGGCAUACAAAAUAGACAUUGCCCAUCAACCUGAUGUCCACUUGUCAAUCAUUCAUGCAGAAGACCAUGCCAUUUCUCAUGAGAGUAGUGUUGCUGUGCAGUUCUUGAAUAUCAAAGUUUCUAGCAUCACGCCAGGGGUUAAGCCCUUUGUUAUUAGACUGAACUCCACAGAUUAUGGUGACCUGAGGGAAAAGCUGCAAGCUCCAAUCAGAAAUGCAAGGAAUGUUGUAAUACACCAAUCACUCAGUGACAAGUUUAUUGAGGCUUUUAAGGAGCACGUUGCACAGAAUGAUGCCUAUCACUUACAGGAUGGAGAAGAGGUGUGUACUGUUUGUAGGAAGAUUCUAAAAAAAGGCAAAGCUCAAAACAAAAAUCAUUUAUCAAGAUCAUUGUUUAUUUUCUCUUAGGAUAAUCAAAAUGAAUUACUAUUGCCUUGAGUUUCAUUUGUGAGAGUGGUUACCUCCUCAGAUAUAACCUGAGAUCAGGGUCUAUUUUCGUUUCGCUUUGUAAAUAACAUUCCAGCGGGAUCAGGCUCUAUUUUCGUUUCGCUUUGUAAAUAACAUUCUGGCGGGCUUGGUGAAACGAAAACAGUUAGCGGUAGCCGUUAGAGAGAAUGUAUGAGAACUGCUCAAAUUGGGCCUGAUCUCAGGUUACCUCAGAUAUCAUAUUAAAUACAAAAAAUUCCAUCCCUGGCCUAGACAGCAGUGUAAAUUUUGCAGUGCUGUCUAAGCCAGGAAUGUUUUAACAUAAGCUAGAGUGUUGUAAAGAAAAAGCUAAGCAGUAUUAUUUACUGAUCCAGCUGGCUUUUUAAUCAACUACACCUUUGUAAUUACCCCAUGUGUUUACUUUCCUUGCAUUUUGACCUGGUGGUAAGCUCUCUAUCAGUCCAUGAAAUUCACUAGCAACUGCUUUUUAGGUUCAUCUCCAAUUGAGCUGUUUGCCUUGGAAUUCUACCAGCUGUAAAAAGUGUAAGAAGAGCUUCACUUGUAGUCAUUGUCCCUUUCCUAUCUAUUUUGUAAAGGCUCGUCUGUUUUCCUUGCAUUUUUUCUUUUCAAAGGUUUCUGUGUAUAUUUUGUUGUAUGAAGCAUACAAAUGUGGUAUGGCCUGAACAUCCCAGAAUUUAAUUCAAAUUAAUUAUACAUAUGCAUCCUUAAUCAUCUAUUUUUGUCUUUUAGGAGCCUGAACAAUGUAUUGGCUGCAUGCAAGCACCUGCAAAUAUCAAACUACAGAAACUGUGUGCCUCAGCUGGAGAGGGCCAAUGUGUGCCCUGUUAUUGCCGUCCAAUGUGGUGUAUAGACUGUAUGGGCAAAUGGUUUGCCAGUCGACAAGAUCAGCACCAGCCUGAGGGCUGGUUAGCAAGUACCUCCCCUUGUCCAACUUGUAGAGCAAAGUUUUGUAUGCUUGAUGUAUGUUUGGUUGGUAGAUGAUAGUGAAAACACACAGCAAGUGUAGAUGAAAAGUGUUCAUGGCCACAUUGUAUAAAGCAUUGUCGUUGACAAAGAAUUUUAAUAAUCAUCUGUCUUGUAAGCAGUUUUAUUUGACCAUUGUCACAGUCUUUUUCUUUUACUCCUCUUAAAAUCACUGAUUUAUUUUUUUUAGUAUAAUGAUUCAACUUAGAGGGUUUAGAAUCAAAGGUGCAAGCUAGAGGGAGUUGCAAUGUUGCUCUGAUUCUCUCCUUAUCGCCAUCAAAUGGUGAUAUGCAAGUGCUGUACCAUCUGCUAGUGUUAUGAGAAACAACUCUCUCAGUCCUCAAUGAAUAUUGGCAUCUGCACAUAUGGUAAAUAAUACUGAGUGCUUGAUCUCAUUAAUUUCAGAUGGAUUGCUGUUACCACAAUACUCUUUGUUGUCCAUCCAAACUUUUGCAUACAGUAUAAGCAUUGUUUUCAAUUUCUUUUGGG
Molecule: messenger RNA, 5171 nt
Organism: Porites lobata
Lineage: Eukaryota; Metazoa; Cnidaria; Anthozoa; Scleractinia; Poritidae
Source: the annotation of a GenBank genome assembly